Messenger RNA from Tripterygium wilfordii, 1727 nucleotides. RefSeq names its product transcription factor FAMA. Gene Ontology annotation, molecular function: protein dimerization activity; DNA-binding transcription factor activity. Gene Ontology annotation, cellular component: nucleus. Lineage: Eukaryota; Viridiplantae; Streptophyta; Magnoliopsida; Celastrales; Celastraceae. Gene Ontology annotation, biological process: stomatal complex development; positive regulation of DNA-templated transcription; guard cell differentiation. The transcript is spliced from 4 exons. Bases 276 to 1541 code for a protein of 421 amino acids. The record is from RefSeq and is a predicted model, not a curated record.
AUCAACUUCAAUGGUGGUACCCCAUCCUUUCUACUCGAAAACACCCUUUGUUUUUCACCUUAAUUUGUCUUAUUAGCUACCAUUUUAAUUUACUGUCCCAACAUCAUUGAAGCUGAUAAACCAAUAUCGUCCAAAACUUACCAAUAUUUGUGAUAUUGGUUUAUGUGUUUCAGGUGCAUGGAAGACCAAACUGGGAGUAGUUUUAACUAGGGUUUGUCCUUACAUGAAUUGAGCUCAACUAGGGUUUUCGAUUAAAGUUAUCGGUAUAUAUAGCGAUGGAGAAAGAGGAGAAUUACCAGGCAAGUUUUAUGGGUAGUCUAGAUUACUCUCUAGACAACCUCCAUCAAAACAAACACAUGAAGCCGCGAAUCGGCCAAACUUCUGGUGAUAACAACAACAACAGUGGAAUGAUUGAUUACAUGUUGAAUCAACCUCACCAACAACAACAAGCUCAACAGAUAUCUUCUUCUGGGUAUUGUACUCCAAAUAAUUCUCUAGAUAAGUUGAGCUUUGCGGAUGUAAUGCAAUUUGCAGAUUUCGGAUCCAAGUUGGGCUUGAAUCAUCAAGACAAAGUAUCAUCCAACGAAGAAGAAACCGGAAUUAUUGAUCCGGUUUACUUCCUCAAGUUUCCGGUGUUGAACGAGAAAGCAGAAGAUCCCUCAUCUCUAAUGGUGCCUCAUACUCAAUCGAUUAGUGGAGAGAUGAUCAAUGAAGAGAGGUUAUUUCAUGGAUUGAAUAUUAAUGGUCAUGAUGAUGUGGAAGGAGAAGAAGAUGCAAAAGAGAUAAAUGAAGAAGCUAGGGUUUCGGAUCCGGAGAAGAAUGCUAUCAUCCCUUUGCCUGUAGAAGUGAUGAAGAACAAGAGAAAAAGACCAAGAAGUAUAAAGACAAGUGAGGAAGUUGAGAGCCAGAGAAUGACUCAUAUUGCUGUUGAAAGAAAUAGGAGGAAGCAAAUGAAUGAGCAUCUUGUCGUCUUGAGAUCGCUCAUGCCUGGCUCGUAUGUUCAAAGGGGAGAUCAAGCAUCGAUUAUCGGAGGAGCGAUCGAGUUUGUGAGAGAGUUAGAGCAACUUCUUCAAUGCCUAGAAUCACAGAAAAGAAGAAGAAUCUAUGGAGAAGCUACUCCAAGACAGAUGGUUGCUUCAGGAGAUCCCUCUCAGAUUGCAAAUAUUCAACCACCGACAUUUUUACCUCCUUUGCCUCUUGCUAAUCAAAUUAAUGAUGAUGUAAUGAAUUUGGAGAUCGGACUCCGGGAGGAGACCGCGGAGAGCAAAUCAUGUUUGGCUGAUGUUGAAGUGAAGGUGUUAGGGUUUGAUGCCAUAAUCAAGAUCCUCUCAAGGAGAAGACCAGGACAGCUCACUAAGACCAUUGCAGGACUUGAAGAUUUGCAACUUAGUAUACUGCACACCAACAUCACCACUAUUGAACAAACUGUUCUUUACUCCUUCAAUGUCAAGGUGACAAGUGAUUCGAGGUUCACAGCAGAAGACAUAGCAAACUCAGUUCAACAGAUAUUCAGUUUCAUACAUGCCAACACCAGCAUAUGAAGCAUAUGAUCUUGUCCAAUAUCCAUCUUUGUUCAAUUAUUUCUCUCAUCAUGAUAAGUACAUUGUUAUUUUAUUGGAUUCUCAUUUCUUUUUCUUAUUCAGGAUUUCAGAAUUUUCAAUAAUUUUCAGGUUUAUUGUAGAAAUUAAUUAAAUAGAAAUAUAUGUUAAUAGAAGUUUGUAUUAAAG